UCUACAGAGCAACGCCCAUUUUGUACGGUUGCUAUGGUAACUCCAAGAGACAGAUCGUCAGGAUGAGGGACAACUCAAAUAUAUCAUCAGUUUGUGAUCAAACUAACAUAUGUAGAAUGGAAGAAGGUUAAAAUAUUUUAUCGAUAAAGUUAUAAAAGUUCCUUUUUCGAUUAUUUCUCUCGAUUAAAUUCGUUUCUAUAUACAAAAGCGAUGCUGAAAGUUAGGCUUAACUGCAAGCUUCUAUUUUGAAAUUUUAUCCCUCUUUUUCUUUUUUUAUUUUAUUUUAUUUUUCGAGUCGAGAACGAAAAAGAUCUUUCCUCUUUCGCAAAAAAUGGGAAAUAUCUACACGGUCGGGCCAAACGAAGCCUUAAUUGUUUCAGGAGGCUGUUGUGGUGGCUUAGAGAAACGAAUGGUGGUAGGAGGAUGGUCAUGGGCUUGGUGGUUAGUCACCGACGUACAAAGAUUACCACUGGAAGUAAUGACAUUAAAUCCUCGCUGUGAGCAUGUUGAAACUGCACAAGGUGUUCCCUUGACAGUGACCGGAGUAGCCCAAUGUAAAGUAAUGACUGAAAAAGAGUUUCUUGCAACUGCUGCUGAACAAUUCUUGGGCAAGGAAGUUGAACAUAUUAAAUCUGUCAUUCUUCAAACUUUAGAAGGACAUUUAAGAUCAAUUGUUGGUACAUUAUCUGUGGAAGAAGUCUAUCGGGACCGGGACCAAUUUGCUUCUCUUGUUCGAGAAGUAGCAGCACCUGAUGUCGGACGAAUGGGAAUUGAAAUACUCAGUUUCACUAUUAAAGAUAUUUUCGACCAAGUCGAGUAUCUAUCUUCGUUAGGAAAAGCACGUGCUGCUAUUGUCAAAAGAGACGCAGAAAUCGGUGUCGCCGAAGCAGAAAGGGAUGCAGGAAUUCGGGAAGCCCAAUGUGAAAAAGAAGCUAUGGAUGUAAAAUUUAAUGCUAAUAUUAAAAUAGAAGAUUCACAUCGAAUGUUUCAGUUGCAAAAGUCAAAUUUCGAUGUUGAAGUUAAUACAAUGAAAGCGGAAGCACAGUUGGCUUAUGAAUUGCAAUCUGCAAAAAUGAAACAAAAAAUUAGAAAUGAAGAAAUUGAAAUAGAUGUGGUGGAGAGGAGAAAACAGAUUGGAAUCGAAGAGAAAGAGAUUCUGAGAAAAGAAAAAGAAUUAACUGCAACUAUUCGUUUACCUGCAGAAGCAGAAGCUUAUAAAGUUGAAAUGAUAGCCCAUGGAAAAAGGACUCAAACAGUUGAGGUAGCUAAAGCAGAAGCUGAACGCAUAAAGAUGCUGGGAGGUGCCGAUGCCUAUGCCAUUGAAGCAGUCGGAAAAGCCGAAGCCGAAAGAAUGAGAAUGAAAGCUGCAGCUUACAAACAGUAUGGAGAAGCUGCAGUGAUGAGUCUUGUCUUGGAGGCUCUUCCAAAAAUUGCAGCUGAAGUGGCAGCUCCUUUAUCUAAAACUGAUGAGAUUGUUUUGAAUAGCUGUGAUGAUCAGUUAACUUGUGGAGUAACUAAAUUAGUCAGUCAGUUACCUCCAGCUGUUCAUGCUUUGACUGGUGUGGAUGUUUCAAAGGUAAUUGUAACUGAAUAUUUUAUAAUAAUUAUCGUUUUUUUAUUAUAAAAUGCUUAAAAUUAA
Molecule: messenger RNA, 1639 nt
Organism: Centruroides sculpturatus (bark scorpion)
Lineage: Eukaryota; Metazoa; Arthropoda; Arachnida; Scorpiones; Buthidae
Product: flotillin-2-like
Exons: 8
Coding region: 332-1624 (430 amino acids)
Biological process (GO): regulation of myoblast differentiation; protein localization to plasma membrane
Cellular component (GO): plasma membrane
Source: RefSeq, a predicted model, not a curated record